Messenger RNA from Quercus robur (English oak), 2099 nucleotides. RefSeq lists its product as uncharacterized. Lineage: Eukaryota; Viridiplantae; Streptophyta; Magnoliopsida; Fagales; Fagaceae. Gene Ontology annotation, cellular component: Swr1 complex. Gene Ontology annotation, molecular function: nucleosome binding; zinc ion binding; nucleic acid binding. The transcript is spliced from 15 exons. Bases 103 to 1410 code for a protein of 435 amino acids. The record is from RefSeq and is a predicted model, not a curated record. Gene Ontology annotation, biological process: chromatin remodeling.
UUUCCCCGGAACGCACCGUUUCAUGACCUUCUCUACCAAAAUAAACGUUCAGACCUUCUCUCAAUUCCUCUGGCUCGUGAAUUUGUAUCACAGAGAGAGAGAAUGGGGACACGGUCGAAUUUCUACAAGAACCCUUCCUUAGCGUACAAGAAAGACUUCAGUCUCUCCUCUGUACUACAAAACCUUAGAGCUUACAACAUCGCCACUGGAAAUGCUCCUCUCACUGAACAACAACCACCACCACCACCACCACAGCGUGACGAGAAAAAGCCGUGCCAAAAACGACGCCGUAAUCCCAAACCACCGCCUGAUCGGAAACUUGAAAUUGAAGAUAACGAUGGACCUAUGUCUCACCAGGAUUACAUUGCAAAAAGAAGGAAGGAAGUUAGUUCGGUCCGGGUUUACGAGGAAUUAACUGCAGACGUUUUGAAAACUUCUAAUUCGGGUGCAAAUUUAGUAGGAUAUGAAAGUGAUGAAAGUAAUUCUUCAGAAUGUGAAGAAAAGCAAGAUCCUCCAACUUCUGGUUCCAUAAAUGAAUUCGAUCACAUCAAGAACAGAAGUGAGCAACGUUUUCCUGAUCCAGGAGAGCCUGUUUGUGUAGUAUGUGGGAGAUAUGGAGAAUAUAUAUGCAAUGAGACCGACGAUGAUAUUUGCAGCAUGGAAUGCAAAGCUGAGCUUUUGCAAAUUCUUAAACUUGACAAGGGGUCCUCAAGUGACCGAAUUUCAGAUGUCUCCACAUCUGGAGUUAAAGGUGCCUUACCAUUGCCUGAGUUUGGGGAGGACACCUGGGAUUAUAACCGCCAUCGCUGGUCCAAAAAGAGAUCUAGUCUUUGUACUUAUGAAUGUUGGAAAUGUCACAGGCCUGGACACCUUGCUGAAGACUGUUUGGUUGCAGAGGGGCAAAAUAAGUCAGGUUCAAUAUCCAGAGAUCUUCUUGGACUGUACAGAAGAUGCCACCAGAUAGGAAAAAACUUGUCAGCUGCAAAUUGCAAUGCAUGCCGCAGCUCAUUAACUUUGGCUACAUGCCUUGACUGUAGUAAUAUCCUUUGCGACAAUGCAGGCCAUUUGAAGGAGCAUAUCAGGAUGCAUCCAUCCCAUCAACAUUAUUACUCUCACAAACUCAAGCGUCUGGUAAAAUGCUGCAAAUCAACAUGCAGUGUGACUGAUAUCAGGGAUCUUUUGGUUUGUCACUACUGUUUGGAUAAAGCCUUUGACAAAUUCUAUGAUAUGUACUCUGCAACUUGGAAAGGAACUGGACUUUCUAUCAUCUGGGGUUCUGUUUGCUGUGAAGAUCACUUUGCUUGGCACAGGAUGAAUUGUUUGAGUGCAGGCAUGGAAGACAGCGCAUAUAUUAUCAGUAGGAAUGCCCAGAAAGACAAUCAUGUUCAGCUUAGUGACUUCAUUUUUUGAUGGGAUCAUGAAGGCAAGUAACACUUCAAUUGCUCAUAACUCUCAUAUUCUCCCAGCAAUACUUACUCUUGGCUGUUUGAGUACGCUAGCAAUAUAAGAAAGUGUUCAGCUUAGUGACUUCAUUUUUUGAUGGGGUCAUGAAGGCAAAUGACACUUCAUUUGCUCAUAAUACUCAUAUCCUCCCUGUAAUACUUACUGUUGGCUGUUUGAGUAUGAUAGCAAUAGAAAGUUUGCAACUCGAUGUCAAGUUGUCUACAUUUGGUAGAAAGCCAUGCUGUCUAAUGAAUCUAAAAGUUGGUGGUACUCUAUCAUAGGUGUUUCUGCAAUUAUAGUAGUAUGAUUUAAUGAGAGAAGCGUUCCUUAUUUAUGCUCUCGGGUUUCUGUAAUGUGGACUAUGUCUCUGUCAGUUUACAUCUGUCAUAUGGAUUGGAAUCUCAGGCCGGCAGCACCACCUCAAUGACUAUCUGUAGUAUAGGUUUUUGCAGAUGUACCUUUAGUUUUUAUUUAUUUAUUUUUUGCCGGAUGGAGGGGGAGGGCAGGGGAGGAGGUGAGGGAAAGAUCUCCAAUAUCUUGUUAACCUUUAAUGGCAAGAAUUCAGACUCUGAAAUGUUUAUUUGCAGUCUCUUAAGCCUGUGAUCUUCCUUGAAUAGGCAUGAUUUUGAUCAUGUCCAUGCUUGCAGGUUCAUGCA